This is a messenger RNA of Pygocentrus nattereri (red-bellied piranha), 5692 nucleotides long. It is a transcript of the gene cdon, whose product is annotated as cell adhesion associated, oncogene regulated. The transcript has 22 exons. Lineage: Eukaryota; Metazoa; Chordata; Actinopteri; Characiformes; Serrasalmidae. The record is from RefSeq and is a predicted model, not a curated record. Gene Ontology annotation, biological process: nervous system development; cell-cell adhesion; axon guidance. Gene Ontology annotation, cellular component: plasma membrane; axon. Gene Ontology annotation, molecular function: protein binding. Bases 986 to 4714 code for a protein of 1242 amino acids.
GUAAAAGCUCGUUACCACGCUGGUAGUAGGGCAGCCCCCUUCCUCUAGCACUGCCCUGUUGGGCUGUGGGCUUGAAACAUUCCUGCUUCCACCAUCAGACUGCGCCUCGCUGCCACGAUUUGUUCAGCAAUUCGAUACUCGCCUCGAGGAUGCGUGUGUGUGUGAGAGAGUGAGUGAGUGUGUGCGCUCGGGGGAAAAAGACGGUUGUACUGCGAUAGUGAACGAGUAGAGAAAGAAAGAGGGAGUUUAGUCCGUAGCGUAGUACUCACUUGGCAGCUUCGCCCGGUGUCCACGGCUCGAGCUUCGUUGGUCUCCGUGACUUUGUAUCCUACUUCAGGCGCUGCACUCGCGGGUCUCGUGAGCUACCUACAGCCAGACAGAGACAGACAGAGAGAAGCUAAACCACUAUAUCCCGUGUUUUCCUCUUCUCCCUACUGCCCUGCACUCUGAGCCCGUGUCUAAUGGAGGGCCCAGUGCGGAUUUGCUGCCAGAAGAAUGCUUUUUGCUGCUAGCUUUCUCCGCCUGAGCUCCGCGUUUUCCCUCCGUCGGAAGAACACAGUUGACUGAUGGUUCUGAAUUCGAAUUCAUAUGAGUUGAAGGGGCCAUCCAAAGCCUCCGAAUCGAUCGCCAGUGAGACACUUCAUUUGGGUGGAUUAUUCAAAACUAAUGGUUCAGCUCUAGUGAUCCCACCUAGACGUCACCUCUUUAAUUUGUCGCAGCUGAGUGGCCUGGUGUCAGGCUGGUGUGGGGCCAGCCCUGGAGCUCCAUGGCAUCCACAGUGUGAAUGUCGCAGCUGGAAGGCUAUUGUCCCUCGCCCCCUACCCAAGCCACGGUUACAGACCAGGAGCUGGUGAUCAAAGGGCCUGCGGAUUACCCCAGCCCUGAGAGAGAGGGGUUGUGCCGGAGGGGAGGAGAGGGGUGUGGUGUGUGUGUGGAGGGGGUGUGCGUGAGACCCCUGAUUAGUGGCUGGAGGUGAAGCUGCAUCAUGGACAACGGAGGCCUGAGAGGCCUGAAGGUUCUGUCCACUGUGCUGUGUAUCUGUCAUACCUUGCUCUUCAGCUGCCCUUUUGUAUUAUCUCUCUCAUUCCGAACGCAGCCUGUCUCUGUGGUUCAGAAGCAGGGUGGAGCUGUUUUAUUGCGCUGUGUGGCGCGUCCUGCUUCGGCCAGCCUCACCUGGCUUUUCCAGGGUCAGCCCCUGCAGACUGGGGCCUUGCCAGGAGUGGAGGUUCAUCCAGGAUCCCUCUCACUGUCCUCUCUCCAGCCCCAACACACAGGCUUAUACCAGUGCGUGGCCCACUUAGACACAAAUGCCAUCGCUAGUCGGCAGGCACGAGUGGCCAUUGCAAACAUUGAGGAGUUUGGGGCCACCCACCGGCGGGCACUGACAGUAAAAGAAGGGGACACUGCUGUUAUUCAGUGUCCCCUACCACCAAGUAACCCUCCAGCUUUACCACGUUACAGAAUACGGGGCAAAUGGCUAGAGGAGUCUACCGGUCCAUAUUUAAUCCUUCCCUCUGGGAACCUUCAGAUAGUCUCUGUUUCCCCAGAACAUCAGGGCAUGUAUAAGUGUGGUGCAUAUAAUCCUGUUACCCGAGAGACCCGAGUAGAGGCCCACGGCACUAAGCUAAUUGUGAAAGACUCAGACGGUUCCUCCCCUGUGGGGAUAGUAUAUCCAGUCAGCCCUGUUAGCCUGACAGUGGAACAGUCCAUGUCUCUGGUUUUGGAAUGUGUAGUAUCAGGAAGUCCCUCUCCUGUUGCUAAAUGGACAAAGGAUGGCCAUGAGCUACUGGCUUCCAGAUUAAGACUACAGAACAGUAACCUGGUGCUGAGUGAUGUUCAGCUAAGUGAUGGUGGAAACUACACUUGCUCUGUUCAAACUGAGGAUGGGGAUGUGGUCAGUGCCACCUAUAAUGUGAAUGUGCUUGUGGCAGCCAGCAUAAUGAGAGCUCUGUCUGACCAGACUGUGUCUUCCGGCUCAUCUGUACAAUUCAUCUGUGCUGUCUGGGGAAACCCUGCCCCUAAAAUCACCUGGCUAUUCAACUCUUCCCCAAUUUUAACAUCAUCUCACGUCCAGAUAUCAAACUUCUCAUUGCAUAUUUCCUCAGUCACUGCUCAGGAUAAGGGCAUGUACCAAUGCCUGCUAGACAACGGGAUUGGUUCUGCACAGUCCGCUGCCAGACUUAGUGUCCAAUCAGGUGAAACGUCCCUGCCUGUAAUCCUUUCCCCUCCGGAGAGUGGUGUGUAUGCAGAGGGAGAGCCAGUCACUCUGUCCUGUAAUGCCAGUGGUCAGCCUCUCCCUGUGAUCCGCUGGUACAACUCAGCAGGUCCCAUUGCCACUCACCCCGCUCUUUUGCUCCAGGCCCCAGGGGGUGAAGCAAUGCCCCCCGAAGAUGUGCUGUCCCAUCUCACCAUGUCCCACCCCGGCAGCAGCAGUCUCUACAUUCAGACUGUGACCACAGUCCAUGCUGGAAAAUACAUCUGUGUGGCCUCUAAUGAGCUGGGCUCCGUGCAGGCUGAGGCAUUUCUGACUGUGGAACCUCAGUCCAGUUCCAUGGUCAUUCCUGUGGAGACUCAACCUACUGUUCAUCCAAUCCAGAAUGAUGAGGGGGAAGAGAUGUUUCUGCCUCUGGGAGGAGGUGAUGCAGUUGGUCCACCUACCGAGCAAAGCAGUGACAAACUCACACCUGAGGCACCAAUCAUCAUCAGCCCACCCCAAACGCACAAACCCAACACAUAUGAUUUGGAGUGGCGGGCAGGGCGAGACUGGGGCAGUCCAGUCAAUGCUUACUUUGUCAGAUACCGCAAGGUGGAAGACAUGGGGAACGUGGUGGGCAGUUGGCACACAGUGCGUGUUCCAGGCAGUGAGAAGAGCCUGCCUUUGUCAGACCUGGAGCCGUCCAGCCUGUAUGAGGUGCUCAUGGUGGCUCGCAGUGCAGCUGGAGAGGGACAGCCUGCCAUGCUUACCUUCCGUACCGGCAAGGAGAGGAGCUCCUCCUCCAGUAAAAACCCCUCCAAGGCCCCGUUUGUGUCUCAGCCUGAGAAAGCUCCGGAAGACAAAGCUGUCAACACACACUAUGGAGUCGUCAUACAUGACAGAGUUCCAGAGGCUCCAGAUCGUCCUACCAUCUCAGUGGCGACAGAAAGUUCUGUAUAUGUUGCAUGGAUCCCAAGAGCCAAUGGCGGCUCUCCAAUCACAGCCUUCCGUGUGGAGUACCGAAAGCAGGGCCGCAGUGGAGACUGGAUCAUCGCAGAUGACAACAUAUCACCUCUCAAGCUGUCUGUGGAAGUGCGCAACCUAGAACCAGGUUCCACAUACCGCUUCCGUGUCAUUGCCAUGAACAAUUAUGGUGAGAGUCCUCACAGCGCCAUCUCUAGGCCAUACCAGGUAGCGAUGGUCAGUCCCCCCAUGUCAAACCGUCCAGUAGCUCCAGUGAGUGGCCCUCACAUCUCAUCUAUAGAUGCUGUCAGUGACACGCAGAUCAUGGUGCGAUGGACCUACACUCCCUCCAGUAACAACAACACCCCCAUCCAGGGUUUUUACAUCUACUACCGGCCCACAGACAGUGACAAUGACAGCGACUAUAAGAGAGACAUGGUAGAAGGCAUCAAGCGCUGGCACAUGAUUGGUCAGCUCCAGCCUGAGACAUCCUAUGACAUCAAGAUGCAGUGCUUCAACGAUGCGGGAGAGAGCGAAUACAGUAAUGUGAUGAUCUGCGAAACCAAAGCCCGCCAGCCUCCAGGUGUUCCGAGCCAGCGGCCAAUCACCCCACCGGGUGUGUACCCGCCCGACCCUCCCAGCUCAGCAGGUGGCCUGCUGUAUCUUAUUGUUGGAUGUGUACUGGGCGUCAUGGUGCUCAUCCUGCUCGUCUUCAUCAUCAUGUGUCUGUGGAGGAACCGUCAACAGCACAACAUGCACAAGUAUGACCCUCCUGGCUACUUGUACCAGCCUGCUGAAAUGAAUGGCCAUGUUCUGGAGUAUACAACCCUGCCAGGCUCCAGCCGGGUCAACGGAAGCAUUCAUGCUGGCUAUGGCCAUGGAGGGCCUGUCAUGCCCCAGGGUUGCCAUCACCUCCACCACAAACUUCCCAAUGGCCUUACAUUGCUCAAUGGCUCUGGACCCCUCUACCCUUCGGGGCAUUCGCACAGCCAUGACACCCCACUGCAGCACAGCACCAUGGACUAUGAGCACCCACACCCACACACCCACAUCCACAAUGGGGGAGGAAUGUACACAGCUCUGCCCCAGACGGACUCUUCUGACUGCAUGAACUGCCAGAACUUCUGUAACAACAACAGGUGUUACACGAAAGCCAAUGGCAACUUCUCCGGCGGCACUCUUCCCCUAAUGCACCGUGUGGCACAGUGCCAACUCGAUGGCCUUGAGAUGGUGCCCCUGAACCAUAGUUCUCUCCGCUGCAGUGGCAAUGACAGCCCGCAGUUCCACGGGAACAGUGAGCAGGAGGCUGCCGUGGAAACGGAGGACACAGCCUUGACCCCUACCCACAAUCCUUGCCGUGUGCCAGUAGACGCAGAGUCAGGCGCUGAGCAAAGGAGAGAGCCAGAGGAGCCGCUGCAGUGUGUGGACUCAGAUGGGCCGGUAGUGUGCUGGGAGAGGCUGGGUCUGCCUGAUUUAGACUGUAAAGAUAAAACAGCCUGGAUCUCCUCUGCAAGUCUGACUGGAGAUCUUAUCCAGCCCACAGUGCAGGAGAUCUGAACCCAUACAUAAACACAAACAUGCCACAUAAACUAACACACAGUUUUACAUAUACACUCCCCAAACAUUCAUACACACAUGGACUGGGAAAGAAGCAUGCAACUGAAGAGGCAGGAAACCGCAUACAAGACAAAGAGAUGACCAGUGAUGGCAUGAUCAGAGACCAUGUGUAAACUGAAGGACACUAUACUGACUGACCAGGCUGUAUGUGGAUUAGUAAGGAAAAGUGAGGGAUAUAGAAAAAGAAACAAUGAAAAAAAGCAUGUAAAAAGACACAGAAGGAUAGAUUUUCAAAGAGAUGAAUCUAUUACAUCUGUGGGAAGGACCCUUGAAAAAAAAUGAAAGAAACUCUUUAGAUGACUUAUUUAUUUUUUUUGUAGUAGUAAAAUAUUAUUUCAUAUGAAUGUACCUGUUUUAAGAAAAAAGUUCAUCUUUUAUAUUAUUUAUGCUUUUUGGAUGAGAUACUUUCUAUUUUUUUGUCAUUUUAUUUGUCAUUUUAUUUUUGUCUCCUGUGUUCCAACUUGUGGAGUUUAGCCAUUGUAUGUGGAAAGUUCUGCAAUAAUAUAAAGAGAAGAUAUGGAAGAGACAGUACUUUUUUUGGUGCUUUUUUCAUGUUUCGUAGAGGGGGACAAAAUGGGGGUGGCACUAUUGCAAGAACACCACAGUACUAAAAGGAAUUUUGAUGAUAUAAAAUAUUUGUCAUAUAUGUCAUAUGAUUAAUUAUGCUAUCUGUAAUGAAACCUGCAGUUGAUCAGUGUUUAAGUACUGACGAUGCUGACAGCAUGCUCAGAAAAAUAUUUUGGGAAGGAAUGUGACAUUCACGAUAACAACAAAUACUGUUAAAAUGUCCACCCCUAGAGACAAAACUUUCCUCCACUUUGUGGGUAAAGUAUCCUUACGCAAGUACACGUACUGUUAUUUCUGUAAAAUAAUGUAGUAAGUAAAAGUAUUAUUCAUUAAAUCAGAACUGCAGUGGAA